Messenger RNA from Notothenia coriiceps (black rockcod), 5295 nucleotides. It is a transcript of the gene tefb, whose product is annotated as TEF transcription factor, PAR bZIP family member b. Gene Ontology annotation, molecular function: DNA-binding transcription factor activity, RNA polymerase II-specific; RNA polymerase II cis-regulatory region sequence-specific DNA binding. Lineage: Eukaryota; Metazoa; Chordata; Actinopteri; Perciformes; Nototheniidae. Gene Ontology annotation, biological process: regulation of transcription by RNA polymerase II. The transcript has 4 exons. Gene Ontology annotation, cellular component: nucleus. The coding region runs from base 374 to 1576 and encodes 400 amino acids. The record is from RefSeq and is a predicted model, not a curated record.
AGCUCUGUGGCACAAUUGUUGAACUGAGGAAAUAUGUUUCAGCCGCAAUGUCUUUCUAGAAGAGCAACAAUGCAAUACACUGUAAUACACAUUAAUAUGGGCAGCACUGCGAACCAAUCGGCUUCUACUAUUGCUCGAGUGCGAGGGGCUUGCAGCUAAUGAAUAUCCAAUGAGUGCGCUCGGUGGGCACAGAGAACAAGGGGCUUGUGUAGUGUUUGUUUUUGCAUUCUUAAAUCCUUUUAUAUUGACAAACAGGCCUGAAAGCAGCACUUAGUGGUGGAUCAUAGCGGAUAUUUUUGUUGCGUUUUUCGCACCCCGCCUGGUGGAGGCACCCCUCGGUCCGUUCAGGAACGUCGCCCCCUGUCAGGGAACAAUGUCUGGCAAAGCUGCGAUGACAGUUGUGCUGAAGCCUGGGGGCAACAAGGCUCCAGAGGCUCCGCAGAAAUCAUUCCCUUUUGUUUUAAAGAAGAUCAUGGACAUUCCUCCCCCUAACAUCCUGGAGGAAGGCGAGGACGAAAUAGAGAAGGAGAAGCUGUGCUCCCUUGAGGAUGUGGAUGGAGGUGGGGCAGGAGCAGCCAGUGCUGGAGGAGGAGGAGGAGGAAGAGGAAGAGGAGGAGAAGGAAGAGGAGGAGAAGGAAGCGUUGUUGUUGUUGCAGGUGCUGGUGGAGGUGUUUCAGCCUCCUUAACCCCUGCCAUUUGGGACAAGACCAUUCCCUACGAUGGGGAGACCUUCCACCUGGAGUACAUGGACCUGGACGAGUUCCUCCUGGAGAACGGGAUCCCUGCGACCCUGGAGGAGGAGGAGCUGCAGAAGACUUUAGCCUCCGUGGGAAUCAAAGCCAAAUUCCUCCCCAAGGUUACUCCUACAGCUUCUUCUACUACGACCACGACUCCUGCCGUCGCCCCCGUCCCCGCCUCGGCGUCUUCCCCCUCGGCCUCCGCCACCUCCACCGUCACCUCAGAGCCAGAGGAGCCGGUGACGGUCACUACGCUACUACCGGCAAAGAUAGAAGAAGAAGAAGAAGAAGAGGAAGAAGAAGAAGAGGAAGAGGAGGAGGAUGAGGAGGAGGAGGAGGAGGAGGAAGGGGAAGAGGAAGGACCAGAGGAGGAGACGUUGUGUCAGGAAGUCAAAGUGGAAGUGAAAGAGAAAAAAACAGAGCGCAGCACCCCCUCCCCCGUGGACCCCGAGGCCAUCGAGGUGGACAUUAACUUCCAGCCGGACCCCACGGAUCUGGUUCUGUCCAGCGUGCCGGGGGGGGAACUGUUCAACCCGCGCAAACACAAGUUCUCAGAAGAGGAGCUGAAGCCCCAGCCCAUGAUCAAGAAGGCCAAGAAAGUGUUUGUUCCCAACGAGCAGAAGGAUGACAGAUACUGGUCCAGGAGGAAGAAGAACAACGUAGCGGCGAAGCGUUCCCGUGACGCGCGGCGGCUGAAGGAGAACCAGAUCACGGUGCGCGCCUCCUUCCUGGAGCGGGAGAACGCGGCGCUGCGGCAGCAAGUGUCCGAGCUGCGGAAAGACUGCGGACGAUGCAAGACCGUCCUGACCCGAUACGAGGCCAAGUACGGCCCGCUGUAAACAACUCAUUAACACCAAAAACAUGACGUAUCAAUGAGACAAAAAGCAGAACUCCCUUCCCCGCAGAAUUCAACACGGACACCAACCACCAAGGGAAUCUAAAUUUGCAUCUUCGCCGACCUCCAUGUCCAUGUGUCGAGCUCCGGGUGUGUUUUCCCGACGCGAGGUCCGGAGUUUCGGACACACACUGGCAGGCGGCGAGGCUUCGUGAUGGAGCGGGGGCCGCAGGAGGGCCUGUGGAAGAGCGCCUGGCUCCUACACACUCAGAGAGGAAGAUUGAGGACACUCCCGUGGUCAAACACACAGUCAGGAAAUCAGAGCAAAGCGGUACAAAUGAAUCACAAAUCCGUUAUUUUUACAACUGCACAGCACUUAUUCUUCUUAGUGGACCAAAGCAUGUCAGUGUAGAAGUCCUGUGUUCAGUGUGGUGCACACUUUGCCGCCCCUCAAGUUUCCUCGUGUUGCACUCGUGUUUGUGUCGUGUCUGUACUUCCAUUUAAACACUCCAGCUAAGACGAUAGGAGCAGAUGACGAAGGAGCAGGAGAAAGAAUCAGGUACUUCCAGAGGGAGGAAGCAGAAAGGAGGAGAACAUGAGUAAUUCACUCACAGUCACUCACAAUCUCUUUGUGUGUGUAGUCGUGUCCCCGGGCCACAGUGUUUAAGUCUAUGGUUUAAAUCUACCGUAUAACACCAUGGGAGACACAUAGAUUUUUUAUUCGGGGGAAAAACAUGCAUGCCCUACAAUUUAAAGCUACUGUGAUGUGGUUUCCUUUUUCUACUGACCUCAGAUCAGCUUCCAGAGACCUCACAGGAUAAAACAGGUUUCCUUUGAUUAUAGAAAGAGAGAUGUAUUUCUUGUAGGUUAAAGGCAUAGGUCUGAUGGGCCCUCACCAGUGGGGGGGUAUGCUCAUGCGUAGGAGAGUUUAUUUUACUGCACACUGCAGGUAGAGGGCGCUAGAGCCUCCGCCUGUCUGGUCUAAUGUAGUGACAGCUGGAUUUUAUUUUUUUAAAGAUUUAACCAAGCCCAAAGUCGACUGUUUCGAAAACAAACCUUUGUAAAUAUGGUUCUUUAUUUACUGAGAUCCUGUCUCUAUAAGCUUGAUAUUAUUCCUAUAUUUGCCAAAUGAGUGCUGUAUUUAUUCUGAUGGUAAUAAUGCAUCUGUUGAUUUUGAUGUAUAACAUGUCAGAUCAUUUCCUUUGAGGAACAAUACUUCUAUAAUGAAACCAUUGCAGGGAAAUCAAAGGGUAAACUGUGCUUUUGGAUGUUUAAACAGAUUUAUAUAUAGUUUUAUUGGUUUUGUUUUGUUUCUAUAUAUAUAUAUACAUUCAGCGUGUCUGAUCACAGAGAAAAGACACUCUUAUUUACCUCAUCCAACACUUCCUAUUUUAAACGAUAUAACGUUUAGCAGGGUUGGAAGCAGAAAGCACAUAAAGCAGCUUAUUUCAUUUGGCAGAACUCCGAGUGGAUGCGUUGGGUUGCUGAAUUUCUAAAUUAUUGAAUAGAUUUCAGACUGUUAUGGGACUCGAUAGCUCAAAUGUCUUUGGCUGAUGCACAUUUCGUGCUCGGUUUGGCUUGUGCUCAUAAUCGCCAUAAUAAUCUUGGAAAGAAAAAAAAAAGUGGCAAUAAUACUCUGUUAUGUAAUGCUCGUUUUAUUUCUGUGAUGUAUGUAAACGUAUUAUGAUGUACUGAAUAGAUAUGCCCCAAAGUCAUUUGUGCUUCCAGUUUAGAUCCUCUGUAGUCCAGGAUCCUAAUGCAUGAAACCCAGUGACCUGUCUUUGUUAUUCCGCUGAAUAUUUCACACAAAGUGUACUUAUGUCUGUAAACCAUCACUGAAAACUCCAUAUGUUUUUGGAUGGGUAUACGUUGAUGGUCUAUUGUACAGUUCUGUCAGAAGUUUGCUAUGAUCUCCUGUGUUUACGACUUGCAUAGCGCCACCUAUCCUCGUGCAGCAGUGCUAGACCUUGGGGCGAACAUCAGCAGAAAACACCUUUUGAUCACUGUGUGGAUUGUUUUCUAUUAACUAAACAUUGAUCUAUAUCUAGAUACACUGGGUCUGCUUUUGAUUUUGUGUGUUCUUGUUUCCUGAUGAUUUUGUGACAUUUCUUAGCAACGUGUUUAUGUUGCUUUGACUGAAUUGUAUACAUCAAUGUAGAUGAUGAAUGCAACCGUUUAGUUGUGUUUUUAAUUAAAAUAUUCUACAACAGCAGCCAGUCUGAUUAAAGAGCGGCGCAGUGAUGACGUAUAUUUGUAGGCUGACCCAUCGCAAGGGCUCCCUCGACAAAAAGCCAAUGGGAUCUUUUCAUAGGAUUUCAGAAAAUAAGAUCUAUGGCAAUCACAUUUUUAUGAUUAAGACGUUUGGUUUAGCAGGAAAAUCUCCACAUAUUAAUACCAUUUUUUUAGGAAUAAAUGCAAUCACCAGAAGUUAAAAUAAUAAGGAACUUCCCGUCACCACUGCUAAGCUAAAGGCGGCUAAUGUUCGGUGUGAUGUUUAGUAUUCGGAUUUAGUCACUUGAAUGUUAGCAACCGUUGUUUUUAUGACACAUAGAAGCUUCAGACAUUCAAUCAGCAGUGAUGUAUUUAGUGACGAAAACAUUUGAAAAUCUUUUUAUCUUGUGUUAAAGAUCUUAUUUCAGGCAAAAACACAUUUAUAAAACCAUUGUCUUGGAGACGAGGGAACCAGAUGUAGUCAAAUGUCCUGGUAUAAGGCCACAUUGCUGCACAACUUUAUAGGUACAGGCAGGGGCGGACUGGGACUAAAAAUCCGCCAGGGACUCUCGACCGGCCCACUUCGGUACCGCUAGUAGCCUAUAUACCGCGAGUAAAUUGACAACGUGGGGUGCUAGUGACUGACUUAUCCGACCGGCCCACUUCGGUAUCGGCCCAUCCGUACCCAGUCCGCCACUGGGUACCGGCCAAGAGAUUAUUUUAGAAGACACAAAUAUGUAUUCUUUAAAUACUGGAUACAGUAUGUUGCAACGUUUCUUGAUGCUAGUAACUCUCAAGCCUGCACAUUUUAAUUUAGCUGGCGGUAAAACCAAUAGGUAAUGAAGAAAGCAGCAGCAGUUAAGAUCAGCAGCUCGGUCGCCUCCUACAGACAAAAACAGUAGGCUACUGGCGUCUUUACCUGAGCACUAAUUUAGGAAAAAAGUUUUACAACAGCGUGUUUUUCCUUAAAAGGACCCAUUUACUUUGUUUCGGAGGUUUGAAAUAUAAACUCUAUUAUCGCCAGUUAAUUAAAAAAAAAGAACACAUUUGUUUCACAGCAACAUCAUCCAGAACAUGCUUAAAAUCAGCAUUUGAAUAUUAGGAAUUAGAGAAUGAAAGUGUUUACUGACAUCUAUAUUUGCUGUGUAACAAGUGUCUCAUACAAAAAGCUUAUAAUAAUUGCAGCUGUAAUACUUUACCUGCAGGUAGCACAGGUGUACAUUGUUGUUGUUUUGGCCUGUAGUUGGCACAAAUGAGCUGUUUUCUAGCCUAAAACGGUUGCUGCAUCAUAAUAAUGACUUUGUUUGCUAUUCAAAGUAGCUUUAAAACACCUGGAAGAAUAUUUAAAAGUCCAUUUAUUUCUAAGCUGUGGUUUAUUUCCCCCCUUUUUUUUAAUAAAAAACAUAAUUUUUGUUAAGUGUUUUUGUAUUGUCCUAACCAUGUAUAGGAUGCAGUACUAUAUCCUAACUGUAUCUUGUAUCAUGCAAUUGAAAAUAAAUUGAGAUUUCAUGA